UGAAAUAUAGUUACAACAAUAUGUAAUUGGAUCAUAAGUAAUUUAGAGAAACUAUGGAGUUUGAACUCGAUGGCAGCCUCAAAGAAUGGGCUAAGGAUAAGCCUUUAAGCAUUUUACAGCUUGAUCCCGCUGAUAGAGCCGUACUCAGGAUAGCUGAUGAAAGAGAUGCAAUACAAAAGAAGACUUUUACAAAAUGGGUGAACAAACAUUUGAAAAAGACUUAUACAUGCCUACACGUGUGUGUAGUCGUUAGCAACCAGCCUUGCUGUUCUCCCCCUGCGACCAGAUAUAUUGGGGACUUAUUUCAAGAUCUCCGAGAUGGACACAAUCUUAUUUCUUUACUGGAAGUAUUAUCGGGAGAACAUCUCCCGAGAGAAACUUCUGGGAGCAUGCGGUUUCAUAUGCUAGAUAACGUAAGGAUAGCAUUACGUUUUUUACAAUGUAAGAAUAUUAAACUUGUUAAUAUUCAAGCAGAGGAUAUAGUCGAUGGUAAUCCUAAAUUAACUCUUGGACUUAUAUGGACCAUCAUACUUCAUUUCCAAAUCUCGGACAUAGUAGUUGGUCAAGAAUCGCAUGUGACAGCACGAGAAGCGCUAUUAGGAUGGGCAAGAAGAUCGACAGCUCGAUACCCUGGUGUACGAGUUAGCGAUUUUACAUCAUCGUGGCGUGACGGUUUGGCAUUCAGUGCCCUUGUGCACAGAAACAGACCAGAUCUUUUGGACUGGCGUAGCGCUCGCGCCUGGAAAGCGCGCGAGAGACUCGAACAGGUCUUUUACGUUGCUGAACGCGAAUAUGGUGUCACAAGACUCCUCGAUCCUGAAGAUGUGGAUACUCCAGAACCAGAUGAAAAGUCAUUAAUAACUUAUAUAUCAUCAUUAUAUGAUGUAUUUCCUGAACCUCCGACCAUUCACCCUUUAUAUGAUGUGGAUGCUCAAUGUCGUUUAAGCGAAUAUCAUGAUGUUGCAAGUAAUUUACAUCUAUGGAUGCGUGAAAAGAUUUCGAUGUCACAGGAUCGUUAUUUUCCGCCCACUCUGAUAGAAAUAAAGAAACUCGCAGCAGAUAAUAUAAAGUUUAAAAAUGAGGAAAUUCCACUCCGCUAUCGCGACAAACAGCGAUUAGCCAACACAUUUCGUGAUCUGCAAAAAUAUUUUGAUACCGUGGGUGAAAUAGAUAUUGAUCAAGAAUUACAUAUAAAUAUUAUUGAAAAGAAUUGGAAUCGUCUUAUGAUGCUACAUCAAGAACGGGAUCAAACAAUUAAUGAUGAGAUAAAAAGACUCGAGCGAUUACAACGACUCGCUGAAAAAGUUCAUCGCGAAAUGAAGUUAACUGAUAAUAGGUUAGAGGAGCUCGAACAACGAGUUGAAGAUGAAGGUCGAAGGCUCGAUCGUAUCCACCCUUUAGAAGCUAAACAUGGAGCAGAUUUACUUGAACAGGACAUUCGCAACACUGAAAUUCAGGUACAAAAUAUUUUCACAGAUGUACAUACUCUUACGGAAGGAAAAUAUAGUCAAGCAAUUGAACUGCACAAGCGAGUGCAGAAGCUACAUCAACGUUGGGUAGCUCUACGCUCAUUAUUGCACAAACGACUGAUGCAACCAUUGUCACUUGUAUCAUUUCCUGUCGAAGAACGCGUGGUUACAAAACACCGGACAACUGUACACGAAACUCGUUUAGUUGAUACUAAUCCUGAAUUUCGUAUUCUCCAUGACUAUAUAGAUUGGUGCAAAAACAAAUUCAAGCAAAUUAAUGAAGCAGAAUUCGGUUCAGACCUACCAAGUGUUCAAAUAGAGCUUGAUGUCCAUCAGCAUGAACAUAAGGCAAUCGAAAACUUUUAUGUUAACAUUGAAAAAAGUAUUCAGGCGAAGAGUAACUUUCAUGGUGAUGAACUCACAUUAUAUAAUCAGCAUCUUAGUCAACUUCAGAAAAUUUAUGCAGAACUCAGUAUCGUGUCUAACAAGCGUAUGUCUGAACUUGAAACGCUUCACGAUUUUAUCCAGUCAGCUACUGGUGAAAUUGUUUGGCUCAAUGACAAAGAGGAAACGGAGCUUACUCGCGACUGGAGUGAUAAUAAUCUUAACCUUCAUAGUGUUGAGCAAUACUACGAGUCUUUGAUGAGCGACCUUGAGAAGCGUGAAAUUCAAUUCUCAGCUGUACAAGAUCGUGGAGAAAGUCUAGUAUUACAACAUCAUUUGGCAUCUAAGACUAUUGAAGCCUAUAUGUCAGCAAUGCAAAGCCAAUGGGCUUGGCUGUUACAGUUAACGCUUUGCCUUGAAGUUCACCUAAAACAUGCUUCACAAAGUCAACAGUUCUUCACUGAAAUACAGCAAGUUGGACAGUGGAUCACAAAGAAAGAUGAAUUAUUAAAUACUAUUUAUUCACAGUCGGAAUUUAAUUUAAAUGAUGGCGAGCGCUUACUUAAAGGCAUGCAAGAAUUAAGGGAAGAACUAAAUAACUAUGGAGAUUGUGUUCAUAGACUCGUCGAACAGGCAAAAGAUAUUAUUCCCAUGAAACAACGUAAGCAACCAGUUACGCGGCCUUUACAAAUCACAUGCAUUUGUAGCUAUAAGCAAGUUAAUAUGUCUGUAGAAAAGAACGAACAAUGUAUUUUAUAUGAUAAUUCUGGCAGAAUUAAAUGGAGAAUUAAAAACUCCCAGGGAAUUGAAUCACCAGUACCGGGUGUCUGUUUUUCAUUUCAACCACCAGACAAAGAAGCGCUCGAUACCGUCGAAAAACUAAGAAGACAAUAUGAAAAAAGCGUGGCACUUUGGCAACGUAAACAACUACGUCUUAGACAAAACAUGAUCUUCGCUACUAUAAAAGUUGUCAAAGAGUGGACUUUACAAGAAUUUUUAGACAUGGGACAGGAGCAACGCACUGCUAUUAAAAAAGCCUUGAACGAAGAUGCAGAUAAACUUUUAGCAGAGGGUGAUCCCUCAGAUCCACAGUUACGAAGAUUAAAACGCGAGAUGAUCGAGGUAAAUCGACUAUUUGAUGACUUUGAAAAGCGCGCAAGAGCUGAAGAAGAAUCACGGCAUGCUGGGCAUAUUUUUACUGAGCAGAUCUCUUUACUUCAAGAGGCUUUAAAUGAUGCUGAAAAAAUCUUGAAUGUUCGUAUUUCGACUGCCCUACCACGUGAUUUAGAUAAUUUAGAACAUCUUGUGCUUGAACAUACAAACAACGAACAACAAUUACAACAACUAACAUCAGAUGUUGAACAGCUACAGGAAACGUUUCGUAGUAUUACUUUUAAAACUCCUCAAAUGAAGAGUAAGCUCGAUAAUAUUAUGAACAAAUGGAGUCACAUUUGGGAUCUAAGUAAUAUCUAUAUUGAACAACUUAAAUGCAUGGAUAUCCUAUUAAAUAGAUUAGAUGAAAAUACAACUACAAUAUCUGAAUUCGAGAUCAAAUUGGCGUCAUUUGACGAACUAUCGGCUGAAGUGAAAGAUUUACAAAAUACCCUUGAAGAUUUAAUGAUUCUACAGAACUCAAUAGUUCAACAACAAAUGCUCAUUGACCAAUUGAAUGAUGAUGCACAUACUGCUAGACGACUUGUUGAAAAAUCUCGACUUAAUCAUUGUGGACCUCAUGGAGAUAUGGAUAGAUUGGAUUUGGAAAUCAAUAAACUAAAUGCUAGAUGGACCAACAUCUGUGGACAACUUGUAGAUAGGCUUCGCAGUGCAGAAACUGCCUACAGUCUUUCUCAACAAUAUCAAACUUCUUAUCAUAAUGAAAUAAACUUGAUUGAUGAGAGUUAUAACAGGGUUGAAAAUAUACCUUCAAUUCAGAAUCAGGCCGAAGAAUUUGAGAUAAAGAGUUUACUCAACAAAGUAACUGAACGAGCUACUGCUAUUGAAUCAAUUAACGUUAUGGGAGGUCGACUGAUUCGUGAAGGAAAGAUUUAUGGUCAGAAAUUGCGAGUGUUCAAGCAACAAUUAGAAGAAUCGUGUCCAUCUUUGGAUGCUUCGGUGAAAAGACCGCGAAGAGAUAGUAAUAUAUUAAUUGAUAGCAUAACACAAGACCUCGAUACAAUCAACAAAAGAUAUACGGGUCUAGUCGGUGUUCUUCAAGAACGUGUAAGAAAAUUCGUUUCAACUUAUGCUGAAACCUCAAACGUACAGCAAGCUAUUGAAGAACAAUACAAAAAAUGUAAUGAAGCCAUUACAACUUUGUUGAAAUGGGUCAACGAAAUAGAAGACAAAUUAGCUUAUCAAGACGUUGUCAGCGAAGAUAUUCAAGAGCUUAGUAAUCAAAUGAAUAACUUAAAGCAAUUAAAAAUAGAUAUUGAAGCUCAUGGACUUCUAAUUUCAACAUGUAAUGAUCAAAUAAGACAACUUACACUUACUGACGUGGGCGACAUCUUUUCCAAUGAUGAAAUAUCAACAUUGGAAAUAAAUGGACGAUCUUUAAAGACUCGAUUUGAUAAAAUUUCAGAUCGAACAGAUAAACUACUUAAAAGACUCUUAGGUGCCAGAGAUGAACUUACUAAAUUCAAAAAUGAAACUACAACGUUCUUCACGUGGUUAGACAAAUCUCAAAAAAUACUAGUUGAUAAAGAACGUUCACUGAGCGAUCUAAAUAAUUUAAUGAAUAAUAUUGACAUAAAUCGAGAUUUUGUCAGUGAUAUAAUAGCUCAUCAAGCCGAUUUGCGUUUUAUUACCAUGGCUGCACAAAAAUUUGUUGACGAGAGCAAAGAAUACUUGCAUAUUCUUAAUGACUUCAGAACGAGCAUACCUCAACGAUUAUCGUAUAAGGAGUUAAUUUCCAGUCAAAACUCAGCUGUACGAAAUGAAGUGUUAAUUAUUACUAGUCAUUACAAAGAGUUGCUUUCUCGAGCAAAUAUCUUAUCUGAUCGAUUGUCAGGGAUUAAUGGGAGACAACGAGAUUAUCAAGAUGCACUCGACAAGGUUAAUUUAUGGUUAAAAGAAUUUGAACCUAAAGCACAUAAAAUAGUCUCCGAUCCUGUAGCACUUGAUCCAAAACAAGUUGAAGAUCAAUUAGUGAAGGCGAAGGCUAUUUAUAACGAAUUUUUGCCUAAUGAAUGUCUUAUUAAUAACGUUAAAACUAGUCUCCAGAUGUUGUUAAGAUAUCUAGAUGAUCAGCUCACUCCAAUUGAAAUUAAUAUACUCGAAGAACCUGUUCGUGAACUGGAAAAUAAAUACAAACAAUAUAAUAUUAUGCUUGCUAAUAAAUGCCAAGAACUUGAUACUGCAUUGGUCCAAUGUCAAGGAAUACAAGAUACUUUGGAUAAUCUAAUCGUUUGGCUAAAUAACGCGGAGAGUCAAUACAAGAAUCUUUCUCGGCCAGCGAGUUUGCAAAAGGAGCGUUUAGAAGAACAACAACGUGAGCAACGUUUGUUACAAGCAGAUUUGGAUAGCCAUUGCAUCAGUAUAGAAGCUGUAAGCACUAUUGUUGAGGAACUUCUUAAGAGUUCAAAUAAUGUAAGAGUUGCUAAGAGUAAUGAAAGUAAGCUUAAAGAUAUUCAAAAUAGAUUUGAAAAACUUAUGGAUAAAUCAAUUCAUCGAAGUGAAUAUCUCGACAAUAUAUCUCAAGAUCUUAAUAAAUUUUAUAUUGGAAGUAUCAAGUUUGAUAGUUGGUAUGGUCGUAUGAUUGAACUUCUUGAAUCAAAAGAUUUACAUAAGCUUAAUAUAUCCGAAUAUGAAGGACAAAUGAUACAACUUUUCGGCAAUCGAGAAGAUCAACGUGUCGAUUAUGAGAGUCUUAUUCACAUUGGAAAGAACUUAACAUCUAAAAAAGAUAUAACAGAUGCUGUAUUAAUCAGAGAUCAAAUGAAAAUUAUAGAAUCCCAAUGGAAAGGGCUUGGCAACCUUCUUGAUGAAAAACAUCGAUUAAGCAAGUCAUGUGCAGAACGGCUUUCUGCUUAUGAAAAGCUUCAUGAGCACGUCCUAGAUUGGUUGAAUCACUGCGAAAAUCGAGUGCAAUUGUUAGAUACAGUAGCUGUAAAUCUGGAAAAAAUUAAACAACAAAUUGAGGAAUUAAAACCUAUACAAAUAGACUAUCGGAGUUAUAGUAAUACUAUCGAUAAAAUUAAUGAUAUAGGUAUUGCCUACGAUAAUUUAAUAAAAGAACGAAGUAACAGUCCCAUGAGGCGGCGUGGCAGCAGCAGUCCCAUAAAAAGGCCAAACAUUCCUAGUCCAUUACACCGAAUGUCACAAGAUGGCCGUUCACCUUCCCCUACUAAAUCUUAUGUAACUCAAAGUCCGAUCUCUCCAGGCGGUAGCAGUGGUUUUAGUAGUCGACGUUCCAGCCAAGAUGGUUUCCAUUUAGAGGAACUAUCUCUAGUUCAACAACAACUUUCUGAAAUCAAUAAUCGUUAUGGAUUACUAGGAGUAAAGAUAUCUGAUCGUCAAAAUGAACUUGAUAAUAGUCAAGAAGAAUUAAGAAAAUAUAUAGAAAAUUUAAAAAUAUUAUCAAAAUUUCUUGAUAAGAUUCAACGUAAACAACCAAAGGAUAUUAUUCCAAAAACAAAAGAAGAAUCUGAUAAAACAGUUAAACAAAUUAAAUUUGUGAUUGAAGAAAUGUAUGAAAAGCAAUCUCUUCUGGAUAGUACAAAAAUCCAAAUACGUGACCUUGUAAGACGUAAAACUAAUGCCAGUGGAGCUAAUGAAUUGAAUAAUGAACUUGAAGAUGUUGUUAAUUGCUGGAAAGCAAUAUCGAUAAAAUGUAAAGAGAGAAUAAAAUUCCUUGAAAAUAUCAAAGAACUUUAUGAUACUCAUGAAGCUUUAAACUCUUGGCUUGGAGUAAAAGAAAAAAUGUUGGGAGCCUUAGGUCCUAUUUCGUCAGAUCCAAGAAUAGUGGCUAGUCAAGUACAACAAGUCCAAGUUCUUCGAGAAGAAUUUAAAACUCAACAACCCCAACUCGAUCAUUUAAUAGAAGUUGGAGAAAAUGUACUUGUUAAAAUAUCAAUUGAUUCAUCAGAUGGACAUCAAAUAAGACUUAAAUUAAAUAAUAUUCUGCAAAGGUGGGCUGAUCAAUUAAGUCGUCUUGAAGAACGGGCUCAAAGCCUCGGUGAUGCAGUUGAUACCAGUCGUGAAUUCGACGCUAGUCUUAAUCGUCUACCCGACGCUUUGCAAAAAAUUUCAGACAAUUUAGAUGAUCUUCCCCUUGAUAAGGAUCCAGAAGAACAAUUGCGUAAAAUUGAACAUAUAGAAAGACAACUAGAAGGUCAACGACCACUAUUGGCUGACGCUGAAUCUGCUGCUGCACAACUUUGCGAUGUAUUAAGUGAUCCAACUUCAAAAUCUGAUAUUCAAGGAAAACUUGCAUUAGUUGGAAAACUUUACAAUAAUUUACAGAAAAAGGUGGAUUAUAGAAAAGCUGAGAUUGAAGGAAAUCUCAAAGAUGAGAGGCAAUUUGAGGUAUCUUGUAGUAAAACUCUAGGAUGGCUUUCAGAUGAACUCGGCAAUAUGUCUGAAAAAUUGUUGGUAUCUGCUAAUCGCGAAAUUCUUCAGCAACAACUUGAUCAUCAUGAGCCAAUCUACAGAAAUGUUAUGAGUAAAGAGCAUGAAGUUAUUAUGUUGUUAAAUAAAGGCCGUGACAAUCUCAUAAAAUCUCAAAAAAUUGAAAAUAGAAACCUUCAACGAGACGUAGAUAGAAUGCAAUCACAAUGGGACCGACUAAAAAAAGAUAUGCUUGAUAGGCACACAAAAUUACAGACUUGUACAUCACAUAGUAAUAAGUAUUACAAGACUCAAAAUGUAUUUUAUCCAUGGCUACGAUUGGCCGAAGAUAAACUUGAAAGUUUAAAUUCUACCUCAUUUAAGCGUAAGGAUAUCGAAAAGCAAUUAAAAGAACUGGCAUCUUUUAGAAAUGAAGUGUGGAAAAAAUCUGGUGAGUUCGAAAAUAAUAAUAGUCUCGCAGAGACUUUUAUAAGCGCUUGCGAUAUUGACAAAGACGUUGUUAAAAGUGAACUUAAUACAGUGAAAACGCGCUGGGAUAAAUUAAAUAAUGAUCUGUUAGAACAAACACAGUCACUGGAAGAUACUGCUAGACAUUUAACAAACUUUAAUGAAAAUUUACGUGAUUUAGAGCAUUGUUUACAACGAUGUGAAGAUAAACUUGCAUCUCAUGAUGCUCUUGGAGGAGCUGCCAAGGAUCCAAAAUUACUUGAUCGGAUCAAGAAUUUACGAGAAGAAACUGUAACUCUGAAACGACCACUCUCAGCUGUACAGCAACAGGCAACGGAUUUAAUACAUAAAGCUGGUGAUCAAGGAGUAGAUGCAACUCAUUUGCAAGAUGAAGUAGAUAGUAUUUACGACCGAAUUGAAGAUCUACAAGCUAAAUUAGAUGAUAGGUGUAAUGAGCUUCAAAGUGCAGCAACAGCCGUCGCUCAAUUUACAGAUAUUCUUCGUAAUCUUAAUCAAGAAUUAUCUAAUUUGGAAAUGGAAUUAGAUGCUCUUAAGCCUUCUGGUCGUGAUAUACGAAUCGUACGUGAACAGAUCGAAAAGAUUAGAGAGUUUGUAAGUAAAAUUAAUAAACUGUCUGUUGAAGUGACAAAAUUGGUAAAUAGUGGUGAAAAUUUGGUGGAUUCUGGCUUUGCCACCGAUGCUGUAGCAACAAGAGAGCAGAUCGAAUUAUUAAAAAGACAGCUUUCAAAGUUUGAAGAACGUGUACAUGAUCGUAAAGUAGAACUUAAUAAUAUACUCAGCAGAUUACAGCAAUUUUGUCAAAUUCAUGGCAAUAUUAUAGAUGAUAUAAAUAACGUUCAUGAACUGUUUACAAAAAUGAAACCAGUAGCAUCUGAUGUUGAUUCUAUUCGUGCACAGCAAGAUGAUUUCAGAGCUUUAAAAACCGAAAGAAUAGAACCAAUUAGUCGAUCAAUUGACAACUGUAAUUCUAUUGGUCAAGGACUCAUUCAAACUGCUGGACGAGACGUCAAUACCAGCAAUAUUGAAAGGGAUUUGGAUAAAAUGAAUGAAAAAUGGAACAACUUGAAAGAAAGGUUAAGCGAACGAGAUCGACGUUUGGACGUUGGACUACUACAGUCAGGUAAAUUCCAAGAAGCGCUUGAUGGACUAGCAAAAUGGCUUACUGACACAGAAGAGAUGGUUACCAAUCAAAAAUCUCCAUCAUCGGACUACAAAGUUGCAAAAGCACAAUUGCAAGAGCAAAAAUUUUUAAAGAAGAUGCUGCUCGAUCGACAGAAUUCAAUUUCAUCAUUGUAUAAAAUGGGUCAAGAUGUAGUUGCAAGUGGCGAUUCGAAAGAGCGUAAAACCAUCGAAAAACAGUUAAGAAAUUUAAUGGGUCGAUUUGAUAACUUGACAGAGGGUGCAGUUGAACGAAUGCUAUCUCUUGAGCGCGCUAUGGCUGUAGCUAAAGAAUUUCAAGAUAAAUUAAUGCCAAUGAUCGGUUGGCUUGAGCGCUGUGAAAAAAAAAUUCGUGAAAUGGAACUCGUGCCAACAGAUGAGGAGAGAAUACAACAGUGUAUUGAUGAACAUUCACAUUUACAUGAAGAUAUACUUUCAAAAAAAAUCAACUUCGGUGAACUCACCGAUAUUGCAAGUACACUUAUGGCUCUUGUUGGUGAAGAAGAAGCAACUGGUCUAGCAGAUAAAUUACAGGAAGUUGCCGAUCGAUAUUCAGUGCUCGUUGAACGAUCUGAGGCUCUUUUUGAAUUAUUACAACAUUCUAAAAAAGGUUUGCGUCAUUUAGUACUUAGCUAUCAAGAACUUCAGAUCUGGUUGGAAAGUAUGGAAACUCAGUUAAGCAAAUAUCGGAUACUCACUGUUCACACAGAGCGAUUACUUCAACAAUUCGAGGACCUUUCAGAUCUUAACGAAGAACUUGGAUCACGGCGAAUUGCACUCAAUGAUACAACAGAAGCUGGACUUGAACUUAUGCGACAUAUUUCUGCGGAUGAAGCAUUGCAACUGAAAGAUAAACUUGACUCAUUACGACGACGUUAUAGUGAGUUAUCAAUAAGAAAUACAGAGCUUUUAGAACGAGCUCAAGAAAUACUUCCGCUUGUACGACAAUUUCACGAAAAUCAUAGUCGCCUUAUGGAUUGGAUGCAGACUGCCGAGAAUAUGUUGCAAGUAGCCGAGUCAGAUGAACAAGAUCUUAUUCGUCUUGAGUUUGAGGUUACUGAAAUCCGAGCGGUGCUUGAUCGUAUUAAUAUACUCGGGCCACAACUCUGUCAAGCUUCCCCUGGUGAAGGUGCUGCAAGUAUUGAGGCGCUCGUAAUGCGUGAUAAUCGACGUUUCGAUACAAUAGCUGAACAAAUUCAGCGGAAGGCUGAACGAUUACAUCUGAAUAAACAACGAGCUCUUGAGCUUGUCGGUGAUACCGAAGAAUUGCUGGAGUGGUUUCGUGAAGCUGAUUGUCAAUUACGUGACGCAGAACGACCAAGUGGUGAACCUGAAGUUGCUCGCAUUCAAUUGAAAGAACAUCGCGCACUUAACGAUGAUGUAUCUGGACAACGUAGUCGUGCACGUGACAUUUUAUCAGCUGCUAAACGAUUACUACGUGAACUUGGUCAACAUGAGGAUAGUGUGUCAAUUCGUGAUCGUGCGGAGGAAUUACGGGAACUUGCCGAUACUGUGGGAGUACUUGCAGCAGAGCGUUUAGCCGCUCUUGAACAAGCGUUGCCAUUGGCUGAACAUUUGCGCGACAGUCAUUUAGGAUUAGUUGCCUGGCUUGAAGAAGCCGAACAACAAGUAUCAGCUUUACCAAUGCCUGCUCUACGUCCAGAACUUAUAGCAUUACAACAGGAUCGAAAUGAAUUACUAUUACAAAGUAUUACUGAACAUAGACCACUCAUUGAGAAACUAAAUAAAACAGGAGAAGCAUUAAUGCAUCUUUGUACUGAAGAAGAAUCUGAUCGAUUACAAGAACUUGUCGAUGGGGAUAAUGUACGAUAUACGGCCUUACGUACUGAAUUACGUCUUCGACAAAAAGCACUUGAAGCUGCGCUACAAGAGUCAUCUCAAUUUUCUGACAAACUCGAAGGAAUGUUGCGUGCUCUUUCUGGUACAGCUGAACAAGCGUGUACAACCGAACCUGUAAGUGCGCAUCCAACUCGACUUCGUGAUCAAUUGGAAGAAAAUGCAGCGCUUGCCGAUGAAUUAGCACAACGAUCAGAAGCAUUUGCUGCAGUAUGUCGUGCAGCUGAUGACGUUAUCAAUAAAGCUGCUGGUCGUUCAGAUCCUGCAGUGCGUGAUAUAAGACGUAAGCUAGAUAAACUCAAUAGCCUUUGGAUAGAUGUACAUAAGACGACGAGCGAUCGAGCACACAGUUUGGAUGACGCAUUAACGGUAGCGGAGCGUUUUUGGUCAGAGUUAUCAGGUGUUAUGUUAACAUUGGCAGAACUACAGGAUGCAUUGGCUAGUCAGGCUCCACCAGCAGCCCAACCAAUUGCUAUCGAGCGACAACAAGUAGCGCUGCAUGAAAUUCGCCAAGAAAUAGACCAAACUAAACCAGAUGUUGAACAAGUCCGUCAAUCAGGCCAGGAAUUGAUGGGUUUAUGUGGUGAACCAGAUAAACCAGAAGUACGAAAGCACAUCGAAGACCUUGAUCAAGCAUGGGAUAAUGUUACAGCACUUUAUGCCCGUCGCGAGGAAAAUCUCAUUGAUGCUAUGGAGAAAGCCAUGGAAUUUCAUGGUACACUUGAUGAUUUACAUACUUUCCUUAAAGAAGCUGAAAAAAACUUUGUACACAUGGGAGCACUUGGCAGUGACAUUGAUGAAAUAAAAAAACAAAUUAAAGAAUUGGCUCAAUUUAAGGCUGAAGUUGAUCCUCGUAUGGUCAAAGUUGAAGCUUUGAAUAGACAAGCUACGGAAUUAACUGAGAGAACGUCAUCAGAGCAGGCUCAAGCUAUUAAAGAGCCACUAGGAAUAGUUAACCGAAGAUGGGACGAACUACUCCGUGGAGUUGUUGAGCGCCAACGUCUACUGGAAAACGCAUUACUGCGACUAGGACAAUUUCAACAUGCUUUAGAUGAACUACUUGUCUGGAUCGAUCGAACAGAUCGAACGCUUAAUGAACUACGACCAGUUGCUGGUGAUUCCCAAAUUAUAGAAGUUGAACUCGCCAAAUUAAAAGUUUUAGUUAAUGAUAUUCAAGCCCAUCAAACAAGCGUUGAUACUCUAAAUGAUGCUGGACGUCAACUGAUUGAAGAUGGAAAGGAUACAGUAGAAGCUUCUACUACUACCGAGAAACUUAGCACAUUGAAUCGACGCUGGCGAGAUCUUUUGCAGUGUGCUGCGGAUAAACAGCGAGAACUUGAAGAUGUCCUGCGCGAAGCUCAGUCUUUUACUGCUGAAAUUCAAGAUUUGCUCUCAUGGCUGGGUGACGUUGAUAAUGCAAUUGUUGCAUCAAAACCUGUAGGUGGUCUUCCGGAAACGGCAUCUGAACAACUGGAGCGUUUUAUGGAGUUAUAUAAUGAAUUGGAGCAAAAUCGCCCUAAAGUAGAAACAGUUUUACAGCAAGGCAAGGAAUAUAUGAAACGCACGAUUGAUAAUAGUGCAUGUGGCCUUAAUCACAAUCUUCGGACACUUAAACAACGUUGGGAUAAUGUUACUUCUCGAGCCAAUGAUAAAAAAAUCAAACUUGAGAUAGCUCUAAAAGAAGCUACUGAGUUUCAUAAUGCACUUCAAACUUUCGUUAAUUGGCUUACAAAUGCAGAAAAAAUUCUUACAAACUUAAAGCCAGUCUCGCGAAUUAUGGAAACUAUUCUUGAGCAAAUAGAAGAGCAUAAAGUUUUUCAGAAAGACGUUGGCAUUCAUCGAGAAACUAUGUUGAACCUCGAUAAAAAAGGAACACAUUUAAAAUAUUUUUCCCAAAAACAAGACGUUAUACUCAUAAAAAACCUUCUUAUUAGCGUUCAACACAGAUGGGAACGAGUUGUUUCCAAAUCAGCCGAGAGAACACGAGCUCUUGAUCAUGGAUAUAAAGAAGCGCGUGAAUUCCAUGACGGCUGGUCAAAUCUAAUGAACUGGUUGGAUGAAACUGAAAAGACUUUAAAUGAUGUUGUUGAUAGUUUGGGAGGUAAUGAUCCUGAAAAAAUUAAAAUUCGCUUGCAAAAACAUCGGGAAAUUCAAAAGGAAUUAAGUGGAAAGCAAAACAGUUAUGACACAAUUAUGAAAAGCGGUAAGAUACUGAAGGAUAAAGCACCUAAAAAUGAUGAACCAGGACUUCGUGAACUUUUGAAUGAAUUGAAGAAUAAAUGGACGAGGAUUUGUAAUAAAAGUGUCGAUAGACAGAGGAAGUUAGAAGAAGCCUUACUGUUUUCUGGACAGUUUAAGGAUGCUGUACAGGCAUUACUUGACUGGCUGCAAAAAACGGAGAAAUCGUUAUCUAAUAGCGGACCACUGUAUGGUGACUUUGAUACCGUAAUAAAUUUAGUCGAACAACAUAGAAAUUUAGAAAAUGAUUUAGCAUCACGUGCCACGCAGAUGGACUCAGUUACUAAAACUGGUCAAGAACUUGAAAGUAAAGCUACGCUCGAAGAUGCUUCCACUAUUAGGUAUCAAUUAUCUGAACUACACUCGCUUUGGAAUAUAGUUACAAGGCUAUCAAAUAGCAAGUCUAUAGGUUUAAAAGAAGCUCUUAAAGAUGCUGAGCAACUUCACAAAGCAGUUCACAUUCUUCUUGAAUGGCUCAGUAAUGCCGAAAUGAAGUUACGUUUUACUGGACAAUUACCUGAAGACGAACAAGAAAGCAAAAAUCAACUUUUAGAACACGAAAAUUUUCUAAAAGAAUUACGAGCGAAAGAGAUUGAAAAAGAUAAUACUCUUGAAUUGGCCCGUAUCAUUCUUAUUAAAGCACAUCCCGAUGGAAUUAUUGUAAUAAAACACUGGAUUACUAUUAUUCAAUCUAGGUGGGAAGAAGUAGCUACUUGGGCGCAUCAACGUAAUCAAAGACUUGAAAACCAUAUGCAGGGCCUUCAGGAUCUUGAUAACCUACUAGAAGAAUUACUUACUUGGCUCGAAGGACUUGAAAAUACUUUGAUUAACCUAGAAGCUGAAUCUCUACCGGAUGAUCGUUUUACUCUUGAAACGUUUAUUUCCGAACACAGAGAAUUUAUGGAAAAUACGGCUAGACGACAAAAUGAAGUAGAUCGUAUUUGUAAAGCACGCCAAAUUAAACCUAUUAAGGAUUCACGCAAAUUGAAGAGCAAAUUAUCUACAUUUAUCCGAACCAGUCCAGGUCGUGAAAAAACACCAGAUCCGUCACUGCCUCAUAUUGGUCCACGCUUUCCACCAAAAGGAAGUAAAGGAACUGAGCUAGAGUUUCGUAAUCCACGAGUCAAAUUUCUUUGGGAUAAAUGGAGAAACGUUUGGAUGUUGGCAUGGGAGCGUCAACGGCGACUCCAAAAUAAGUUAAAUUACAUUGAAGAAUUGGAUCGAGUUGCAAAUUUUAAUUGGGAAGAAUGGCGCAAAAAAUUUUUAAAGUUUAUGAAUCACAAAAAAUCUAGAUUAACGGAUUUAUUCAGAAAAAUGGAUAAAAACAAUGAUGGACUUAUACCAAGAGAUGACUUUGUUCAGGGGAUUCUUAAUACGAAAUUUGACACAUCUCGUAUGGAAAUGGGCGCUGUUGCUGAUUUAUUCGAUCGUCAUAGUGAAGGUCUUAUUGAUUGGAAGGAAUUCAUAGCAGCUUUGAGGCCUGAUUGGGAAGAAAGACGCACAUAUAAUGAUACUGAUAAAAUUCACGAUGAAGUUAAACGUUUAGUGAUGCUAUGUACAUGCCGACAAAAAUUUAGAGUAUUUCAAGUAGGAGAAGGAAAAUAUAGGUUUGGCGAUAGUCAGAAACUUCGAUUAGUUAGAAUUUUACGCUCAACUGUUAUGGUUCGAGUUGGAGGUGGAUGGGUUGCUCUAGACGAAUUUCUUUUAAAAAAUGAUCCAUGUCGCGCCAAAGGAAGAACGAAUAUUGAGCUGAGAGAACAAUUUAUACUGGCGGACGGGGUGAGCCAAUCUAUGACAGCCUUCAGGUCCAAACCAAACCCCACUUCCGCACGCAACCAAUUGUCGUCGGCUGGACCGAUUACUAAGGUGAGAGAACGUAGUGCUCGAAGUUUACCAAUGGGACAAAUGAGAACUUCACGGACAUCAUUGAAUGUUGGUGCAUCUGACAGCCUUAGUGAUAACGAAAGUUCUUUUCGUAUUUCAUCCAGGAAAAUAAACACAUCUUAUAAACAUACUUUAACACCAGGAAUGCAAGCAUUGUACAUUUUACACAUACACUAUAUAUUUUAUAUAUUGUCAUUCGUGAACUUAGGAAUGAUAAAAGCAUUGAUACAAUGUUUAAUUAUAGGAGGUAGUCAUCCUUCUAGCAGAUCAACAAGUCGACCAACUAGUAGACCAACAUCACAACAAGGCAGCAAACCAUCUAGUCGAUACGGUUCAACGCAAUCGUUAGAUAGUACUGAUGAUCCAAGUAUUCCAAGUCGCAUUCCAAGAAGAAUGAGUGGAAAUACAUCUGUUUCUAGUCGACGUAAUAGUGUAUCCAAUAAAAGACUAACUAUUUCUAAUGCGAAUGGUUCUAUUUCUCGACCACGUACUCCAACUGAUUUAGGCAGUCCCACCAGUGGUACACUUUCCAGGUUAAGUGCAAUGAAUCGAGCUUCAAGUAUACCAACUCUGACAGGUGUUGGAACAUCAAUUAGUCGAUCACAGAUUCCUGUGUGUGUGAAGACAGAGAUAAAAUCUCCCCAAUCUACAAUCAGUAAUAUAUCCACUCAUUCAGUGCAAAGUAACCAAUCAACCAUUUCUACUGAUUCUACUGGAACAAGAACACCAUCGAGUGGUACAAGUACGCCUUUACCUCCAGUUUCAAAGCUGACUAGAAAACCAUCCGGAGCAUCUGAUACCUCUAUGUCAAUAUCGAUUCAAAGAAAAGGAAAACAGCCUACACCAAUAGAACAAAGAGCUCCAUUUAGAUUGUAAUAUUAAUCUCAAAUUAUAUAAAUGAACAAUUUAAAUUAGAAAAGUAUUGUUAGAA
Messenger RNA from Ceratosolen solmsi marchali, 15954 nucleotides. It is a transcript of the gene shot, whose product is annotated as dystonin-like protein short stop. The transcript has 39 exons. The record is from RefSeq and is a predicted model, not a curated record. Gene Ontology annotation, cellular component: membrane; hemidesmosome; intermediate filament. Gene Ontology annotation, biological process: cytoplasmic microtubule organization; wound healing; intermediate filament cytoskeleton organization. Bases 54 to 15899 code for a protein of 5281 amino acids. Gene Ontology annotation, molecular function: calcium ion binding; microtubule binding; structural molecule activity. NCBI's taxonomy places the organism in Eukaryota, Metazoa, Arthropoda, Insecta, Hymenoptera, Agaonidae.